AUGACACCUUGCCACUUCAUAAUUGUACUCCUAUUUCCAUUUCUGGUUGCAUCGGAUGCCCCUUGGGACGAUCCCUCCAGUGAAGACACCACAGCCGAUGAAGAAGCCGUCAUAGAAAAACGCUGGCAGUACGGAUAUGAGCAGUGGCGUAUUCGCUGCGAAAGAUUCGAGGAGGAGGUUAAUCAGACCUCUUUGGUAUCCACUCGAAUCGCUGGCGGGAACUCAGCCGCACGUGGCAUGUUUCCGCAUCAAGUGGGCCUGCUGAUUCAACUUGGUGCUGGAGGACUUAUAAAGUGCGGUGGUUCCCUAAUCACUUCCCAAUUCAUUGCGACCGCAGCCCACUGUUUGAUAGAUGGUAUUGGUGCAAAGAUAUAUUUGGGAGCAACUAGGUUUGCCGAUCCAGAAGAUGCCGCCGAAGAGCUUGUGGUCACCCAUAGAGAUUUUAUCAUCCAUCCCGAUUAUCUCGGGUUUGGUGGAUAUAAUGAUUUGGCACUCAUCCGACUGCCCAGAAGGGUAACUCUUUCAGAAAGAGUGAAAACUAUUGAGAUGGCUGGUGAUUUUAUGCAUCAGAGUUUCCUGGAAGGAAAACUGGUAACCCUCUCGGGAUGGGGCACUCUGGGCGACAUGGAAGGGAAAAAUAAUAGAGAUCUGUAUUACCUGGAUGUGGAGGUGAUAGAUCAGGAACUGUGUAUGUGCUAUUUUUUGCCGGGACUGGUCAGUCAGAGACGUCACCUAUGCACCGAUGGAAGCAGGGGAAGAGGUGCCUGCAACGGGGAUUCGGGUGGACCCCUUGUCCUUCUCUUUCAAAAUACCAGCUACCUGAUUGGGGUCACCUCGUUCGGGAGCGCCGGAGGAUGUGAGCUGGGUGCGCCCACUGUCUACGCCAGGAUAACCGCAUAUUUGCCAUGGAUCCGACAGCAGACUGACCAACUAAAUGCAAUUAACGCCUAAUUGCAGCCCAUUAAUUGCUAAACAAUAUAGUCGGACCAGACAAUAAAACCAAUUUGAGCAGAGGAGUCGAGACGAGAUUCUACCCGAAGGGCAGUGGGUUGGCAAGGUGCAAAUGGCCAUUUUACGAAUGGCAGUAUUGGGGGUUAUUUACCCUUGAAUGGAAAUUGUUGCCGAUAAAUAACAAUAAACGUUGCGCCAUUACAGCUUGACCAAGUCAG
Molecule: messenger RNA, 1169 nt
Organism: Drosophila ananassae
Lineage: Eukaryota; Metazoa; Arthropoda; Insecta; Diptera; Drosophilidae
Product: brachyurin
Exons: 1
Coding region: 1-951 (316 amino acids)
Biological process (GO): proteolysis
Molecular function (GO): serine-type endopeptidase activity
Source: RefSeq, a predicted model, not a curated record